Armigeres subalbatus is the source of this 831-nucleotide messenger RNA. RefSeq lists its product as uncharacterized. Lineage: Eukaryota; Metazoa; Arthropoda; Insecta; Diptera; Culicidae. The transcript has a single exon. The record is from RefSeq and is a predicted model, not a curated record. Gene Ontology annotation, molecular function: nucleic acid binding. The coding region runs from base 1 to 831 and encodes 276 amino acids.
AUGACCGCCGCACAAGCAGAUUUAUGUGGAGAUCUGUUUUCUCGUUACUCUCGCUACAACAAGUUACGUCGUGUGGUUGCAUUCUGCGGCCGCUAUAUCCAGCGAUUAAAGGAGCGCAUAGAGUUGCGCAGUUCCGGAUCAUUCCCUUCUCCGUUGGCCAUUAGUAGCCGAUCCAUUUCAACGUCCAUCAUACCACUCACCACUUCCGAGCUCCAGCACGCUGAAUACCUACUCUGCCGUUUAGCGCAGAAGGAAACAUUUGCUGAGGAGUUGUCGGAUCUUUCGAAUGGCGAACGUGUCGCCAAGUCAUCAUCGCUGAAGUGGCUGAAACCGUUCGUGGAUGAAGACGGUACUCUUCGCGUCGGAGGUCGCCUACGUAUCGCCGCACUAUCCGUCGCAAACAAGCACUCGAUCGUUCUGUGCGCCAAACAUCCGCUUUCUGCUCUACUGGCUAGCAGUUUUCACAUUAGCCUACUGCACGCAGGGUCACAACUCCUGCUAGCCACUCUCCGCCAGAAGUUCUGGAUCAUUGGCGGAAGAAAUCUUGUCCAGUCCGUCUUUCACCAAUGCCACACUUGUUUCCGAUCCAAUCCCACUCUAGUCCAGCAGAGCACAGCCGAUCUGCCGGUAUCGCGAGUGUCGCCGACGCAUCCGUUCUCCAUUUGCGGUGUCGACUAUUGUGGACCAUUUUACGUGAAGUCAGCAGUACGAACCCGUGGCCCCACGAAAGUCUUCGUGGCCAUAUUCGUUUGUUUCUCGGCCAAGGCGGUCUUCAUCGAGCUAGUGAGCGAUCUAUCCACUCCAGCUUUCCUAGCUGCACUCCGUCGUUAA